GCGGCGGCGGGGGCUGCUCGAAGGGCAGGAAGAAGAACGGGCGACACCGGGGCGGCAAAGCCAACAACCCGCCUUACCUGCCGCCGGAGGCAGAAGAUGGGAACAUAGAAUAUAAGCUGAAACUUGUCAAUCCUUCUCAGUAUCGCUUUGAGCAUCUGGUCACGCAGAUGAAGUGGCGACUACAAGAAGGCCGUGGUGAGGCAGUGUACCAGAUUGGCGUAGAGGACAACGGCCUGCUGGUAGGAUUGUCAGAAGAGGAGAUGCGCGCCUCUCUCAAAACACUGCGGCGGAUGGCUGAGAAAGUAGGAGCUGACAUCACUGUGCUCCGUGAAAGAGAAGUGGAUUAUGACAGUGAUAUACCCAGGAAGAUAACAGAAGUUCUAGUCCGAAAGGUUCCAGAUAACCAGCAGUUUCUAGAUCUGCGGGUGGCUGUGCUUGGAAAUGUGGAUUCAGGAAAGUCAACCCUACUUGGUGUCUUGACACAAGGAGAGCUAGAUAACGGGCGAGGGAGAGCUCGUCUCAAUCUCUUCCGGCACCUGCAUGAGAUCCAGUCUGGGAGAACAUCCAGCAUCAGUUUUGAAAUUCUUGGCUUCAACAGCAAGGGAGAGGUGGUAAACUACAGUGACUCACGGACAGCUGAAGAGAUCUGUGAGAGCUCUUCCAAGAUGAUCACUUUUAUUGAUCUGGCUGGCCAUCAUAAGUAUCUGAAAACCACCAUCUUUGGGCUCACAAGUUAUUGCCCAGACUUUGCAAUGCUGGUAGUGAGUGCCAAUACUGGCAUUGCAGGCACAACACGAGAACAUCUAGGCUUGGCGAUGGCCCUCAAGGUCCCUUUCUUCAUUGUCAUUAGCAAAGUGGACUUGUGCUCGAAAGCUACUGUGGAGAGGACAGUGAAGCAACUGGAGCGGAUCCUGAAGCAGCCUGGCUGCAAUAAGCUCCCUUUGCUGGUCACAUCGGAUGAUGAUGCUGUUACAGCAGCACAGCAGUUUGCGCAGUCUCCCAACAUUACUCCCAUCUUCAUCUUGUCUAGCGUUUCUGGAGAGAACCUGGAUCUCCUGAAGGUCUUCCUUAACAUCCUUCCUCCACUGACAAACAGCAAAGAACAGGAGGAGCUCAUGCAACAGCUCACCGAGUUUCAGGUAGAUGAAAUCUACACUGUACCGGAGGUGGGCACUGUUGUUGGAGGAACCUUGUCCAGUGGGAUAUGUAAAGAGGGAGAGAACCUGGUGGUUGGCCCGACCGAUGAUGGCAAGUUCCUUCAACUGAAAGUGUGCAGCAUCCAGCGCAAUCGUUCGGCGUGCCGUGUGCUUCGGGCUGGACAGGCUGCCACACUGGCUCUUGGACACUUUGAUCGCUCACUACUGCGCAAAGGCAUGGUGAUGGUCAGCCCAGAGAUGAAUCCCACCAUCUGCUCAAUAUUUGAAGCGGAAAUUGUUCUGCUCUUCCACGCCACAACUUUCCGGAAAGGAUUCCAAGUAACAGUCCAUGUUGGGAAUGUGCGGCAAACAGCAGUUGUGGAGAAGAUCCAUGGGAAGGAUAAACUGCGAACAGGAGAAAAGGCUGUGGUUUGUUUCAGAUUCAUUAAACAUCCUGAAUAUUUGAAGAUAGGAGCCAAACUACUGUUCCGUGAAGGAGUCACCAAAGGCAUUGGACAUGUCACUUACAUCCAAGCAAUUAACAUUGGAGAGAAUGGCUUGGAGCAGGGCUUGGAUUCUGAGUUGGUCAGUUUCUGACUCUUGCCACACCUGUGAAAUUUCCUCCUGGUAGCAAUAGAGGAAGGGAAGGAUCUUUUCCUGCUAUGCAGAGUUGCUGCUGGCCUCUCCAGAGUAUGUGGGCACAUGGCCUCUUCUACACAGAAGCCAGAAUCACCUCUCAGAUUGAGUGCCCUUCCUGGAGCAAGAUAAGCAUGUUGUUUGUACAUCACCUGCUGCUUCCAUAUCCUUGCCUUUCCUGGAAUAGACAAGAAAGUGACUGCAUUUUGGCCUGGGCUUGCAACUUCUGGUUUUGUUGACUUCUGUUGGAGACUUGUUUCCAGGUAAACGGCACUGCUCUUAAGUGUGUUGGACUGCAGUUUGGGAAUCCUGCCACCUAGGAGGCAGCUGUAGUGGACCCUUAUCUCUCCACAGGGCUCAGUCCUUUCGGUGGCCUGCUGCCUAUGGCAGAUGAAGAGCCAUGUCUAGAGACUGCAGCUGAAAGUUUUGCGAUUCCUACAGCACAACUCAGGAUGUUUCUUUAAAUUAUUGUUUUCGUUUUAACCUAAUGGCUUUCCCCCACCUCCCCUGUGCCCAUCUCUUCGUGUGCUGACUGAUCUGCUACUGCCACAGUCUUAUUUUUAAAAAGGGGGAGUGGUGGGAAAGUGGAAGAAAGAUAUUUAUGCCAAUCUUUAUCUGACGGCAGCUACAGUCCCCGUCACAUGACUAUAAUGCUCUUCUACUCCAAAGUGUUCUUUGACAGCCAUUUCUCCCACCGAAGAGCUGACCAGGCCCUAUAUGUGAAGUGGUUUUCCUCAGACACUUCUUGUUCUUUUUGCUGGCUGUUUCCCGACCUGAGCUCAUUAGCAACUUUGAACUGUCUGUCUUUGCUGAUGGAUAUGUUGGCAUCCUAGACCAAUCUGUUUCUCAGGAAACAUGCCUUCAUGGUCAUAGAAUUAAGGGCUGUUUGACCAUCACAGAGAAGAUAUCAAAUGUUAAACUUAUUAACUGCAGUAAUUUGCCUAUAUUACUGAUGCCCACUACAGAAAACCAUCCUGAUACCUAAGAUUCAGUCUAAGUCUGCUGAGUUAGCAGUGGAAUAGGGCACUUCAUAAGCAAUGAAGAAUGUUUUGUUUUCAGGUUCCUUUCAAUUUUAGAAAUUGGCAACGCUAUUCUUUUACUUGACUUAAACUGGGCAACUACAAGGAAUUAGGUGGCUUGUUCUUUUCUGACCUUGUAGGGUUGCAUCCCAUUCCCUUUGAAACCCCAGAAGGGUUCCCUCCCCCGCCCCCAAAUAGUAAAUUGUAUGCUAGAAGCUUUUGGGGAGUUAUGACUUGCCAGUCAAACAUAAAGGCAUGCCUUCUAAUUAAAGACCUUUGCAGCUUUGGAGGAAAAAAGAAAAGGGGGGUGAGAAAAAGCCACUUGACCCAGGGAGGAUCCAAAUAGCUGAACCAGCAUUGCCUGUAAAAAGGCUGAGCUGUUACCUCCUGAAACCCUCCCUUUCCUGCUGUUUCAUCACUGUCCUACAGUUGCUGGUUUAUUGAAAGUAACUGCUCUUGCAAUUUAAUGUAUUACCAUUAGAAUCGUUUUACUCCCCAAAUUUCUAGCAUUAUUAUGCUUUUUAAGCAAAACCCGUGAUCAUUUACCUUCUUGGUAAUAAUCCUUUCAAUGCCAAGGGUGAUCAGGCACUUAUAAAGCAGUUCUAAACUUGAUCUCAUUAUCCUGGUUAUUUGCUAGUAAAAUGGUUUCCCUCCCGUUUUCCUUUUAAAUGUUUGGGUUGGUGGUUCUGUGUUUGGAUCACCCCUUUAAAGAAAAGAGAGAAAAGGAGUCUUUUAUUGGUUUCUGACAGGGCUUGUUGUAGUACAUUGCCAUUUAAAGUUUGUCCAAUGUAGAGAAAAAUGCUUUGUCUGCAUUUUAGUGAUGGUGAAGUUGACCAUUGCAAACACAAACAUACAAGGUGCUCUUUCCUCCUGUACUUCCUGACAUUUGCCUCCGUCCCUUGUCUUCUGUUGUGAGAGUGUUUUAUGUGCCAUGCUUAUUAACCGUUUGUGAAUUCUUUGAGGUGUUUUCCUCUCUCUAUAUAUAAUGUACAAAUAAAAAUGUUUUAUUGAAAAAACAAAGCUGU
Molecule: messenger RNA, 3816 nt
Organism: Pogona vitticeps (central bearded dragon)
Lineage: Eukaryota; Metazoa; Chordata; Lepidosauria; Squamata; Agamidae
Gene: GTPBP2
Product: GTP binding protein 2
Biological process (GO): translational elongation
Molecular function (GO): GTPase activity; translation elongation factor activity; GTP binding
Source: RefSeq, a predicted model, not a curated record